UGUCCCGCUGUCGUACCGGCGUCUCCCUAGACCAAAACGAUCGUCAUAAAGUCGGCUGUUUACCCUUGACGCAUAACGGCUGUCGCACCUUAUAUUGCUUCAGUCUCCUGCUACCCGACGAACCAUCUCACUCACCUUGCCCUAUCAUUUGCUGUGAAUCAGAUCAGGCGCAUUGCAAGUUUGGCUUGAAGAAAUCUGCAGCUGCGAAUCACAUAUACUUACUCUCUGGUAUCCAGCUUCCCAGAGGCGUGCAUCACACCCUACAGGGUCCGGGUCUCUUCUCUCCUGCCAUUUUCGCAUUCACGGCGCAGCAUAGGUCUUGCUUCAAAUACUCUGCAGGUAGCUGCCAGAAGUCGCAAUCAGGACACAGAGAUCCGUGAUCGACACCGGUCAACCGUAACCAUGAACCGUUCACUAUCCAUCAGAUCCAACCACCGCCGCAAUGGCUCCCAAAACACCUCCACAAAGCGCACCGGCUUCUCCUUCAACUCUCUGCGCGGCAACGUCCAGCCCGAGCUUUCACGCAAGCUCUACCGCAUCAUCAAGAGCGAGAACAACCUCAUCACCGCCCACGAGACGGCCGGCCGCGAGCGCAUCUCCAUCGCCACCCAGCUGUCCGAGUGGGGCGAGCAGACCAACGACGCCGCCGUCUCUGACGUCUCGGACAAGGUCGGCGUAAUCCUCAGCGAGCUCGGCGAGCAGGAGGACCAAUACGCCCACUCACUCGAUGACGCGCGCGGUGUUCUCAAGCACAUCCGCAACACGGAGAAGAGCGUGCAGCCAAGCCGCGACGGCAAGGAUAAAAUUGCCGACGAGAUUGCGAAAUUGAAGAUGAAGGAGCCCCAGAGUGCCAAACUCGUUGUGCUCGAGCAGGAGCUUGUUCGCGCCGAGGCGGAGAACUUGGUCGCCGAGGCCCAGCUAACGAACAUUACUCGCCAGAAGCUCAAGGAAGCCUACGAGGCCGAGUUUGCCGCAACCAUUGAGCGAGCCGAGAAGCAGAUCAUCCUCGCCAAGCACGGCCGAAGACUGCUGCAGCUCCUUGAUGACACCCCGGUUGUUCCAGGCGACAUGCGUCCGGCCUAUCACCAUGCUCAACAGGCACGGCAGAUUCUCAACGACGCGGAGGACGACUUGCGUGACUGGCGUCCCGAACAGGAUGACUAUGCUGUCGACCCAUCCGACUCUGUGUCCAACGCUAGGGGAAAGCAGAGCGUGGGGCACGACGACGACGCCCAUAUCGUUGCCAGUUCAACCACUGGAAACAAGGCGACUCGAGAGAGCGACGCUGGUAGCGCGGUCAGCGAUAGAACGAGACAGGGAGAGGUAUUGGCAGCUCAUUAGGUUGGAAGAGACAGAACUCUGCUUGCUAUUUUAUUUGGGUCUGGGGGGUAUUAGAGAGACGGAUGGACGUGGAGGCAACCUUUUCGUACUUUUACGCCACAACAUUCUUACGGCCUCUUUUGAUGAAUUUCAUGACAAUACCACGAGUGUACCUUUUGUUCUGAUUGGUUUCACCGACCACUUUGAAAACCCUAAAAUCAAGAUGGAGAGACACCCAUCAACUUGAAACGUAUAAUGCCGUGAAUGCCAUUGGGUGCUGCGGCCCAAAGUCGAUAGGCAGCAACAGGCAAGGAGGCGUCCGACCCCGCUUUGUGGAACGCCAUAAGAAGGCCGCCGCCGGUAUGAGUGCAUCGCCGUCUGGGCA
Messenger RNA from Colletotrichum navitas, 1705 nucleotides. Its product is annotated as sphingolipid long chain base-responsive protein LSP1. Gene Ontology annotation, molecular function: lipid binding. Gene Ontology annotation, cellular component: plasma membrane; eisosome filament. Bases 403 to 1341 code for a protein of 312 amino acids. The record is from RefSeq and is a predicted model, not a curated record. Gene Ontology annotation, biological process: endocytosis; eisosome assembly. The transcript is spliced from 3 exons. Lineage: Eukaryota; Fungi; Ascomycota; Sordariomycetes; Glomerellales; Glomerellaceae.